GAGCGGCUGGCAGCGGCUCGCCGCGACUUGCAGCAGCGGCGGCGGCGCUGAGACACCGCAGCCUCGCCAAGUCCAGAGUCCCGGCGGGGGCAGCAGCAGGGAGGGCCCAGCCGCCCAUCCGCCGCACCCCGUCCCCGCCAACCGCCUCGCCGCGCCCGGGGGGACAGCCAGCCAUGGCCGCGCCGCCGGAGCCACAAGACGAGCUGCUGCCGCUGACCGGCCCCGGGUCCCAAUGGUUUGGGGACCGGCGGGAGGGGGAGGACGAAGCGGUGGCGCUGAAAGUGGCCGAGCCGGCUCCGGGGCCGGGGGAGCCGGGCCGAGGGGUGGGCGCCGGGGCCGGGGCCGGGGAAGCGGCGCCGCGGGAACCGGGCUCGGGCCGCGCCCGGCCGCCGCCCGUUGCCGUGGAAACUGCGUCCACAGGUGUGGCAGAUGUUCUGGGUGCCAUGGAUCAGACCUUUUCAACAACAUCAAAAGACAGGGAUGGAGCUUGUUACACGUCUCUGAUUUCUGACAUCUGUUACCCACCUCAGCAGGAUUCUACAUAUUUCACGGGAAUUCUUCAGAAGGAAAAUGGUCACGUUACCAGUUCAGAGAGCCCUGAGCAGUUGAGUACCCCCGGACACUCCUUGCCAAGUGUGCCUAUGACGGAACCUCGUGGCUUAUUUAGUUCUGAUUCUGGAAUAGAGGUGACUCCUGCAGAGUCCACUGAAGUGAACAAGAUCUUAGCAGACCCCCUGGACCAGAUGAAAGCAGAAGCCUAUAAAUACAUUGACUUAACCAGGCCAGAGGAGGUGAAACGUCAGGAGCAAUGCCACCCCAAGUUGGAAGAUAAAGACCUGGACUUGAACAACAAAGACACUGAAAUCUCAGCAAAAUCUGAAGGCGUCUGCGGACCUGCAGAACCAGCUCCUGUAGAGGGAAAGAUCAUGAAGGACCAUUUAUUUGAAGAGUCAACAUUUGCGCCUUAUAUAGACGAUCUCUCUGAAGAGCGGUAUGGUGCCCCAGUGAUCACAGCCCCUGUCAAGAUCACAUUGACUGAGAUUGAACCAUCUGCUGAAACUGUUACCCAGGAGAAGACCCCUGAGAAGCAAGAUAUCUGUCUGAAGCCAAGUCCUGACACAGUCCCCACUGUCACCGUCUCAGAGCCUGAAGACGACAGCCCAGGAUCUGUCACUCCUCCAUCUUCUGGAACAGAACCAUCUGCUGCAGAAUCCCAGGGGAAAUGCAGCAUCUCUGAGGAUGAGCUGAUCACUGCCAUCAAAGAAGCAAAGGGCUUGUCCUAUGAAACCACGGAGAGCGCAAGGCCGGCAGGCCAGGUGACCGACAGGCCAGAGGUCAAGGCCAGGUCCGGGCUUCCAACCAUCCCCAGCCCCCUGGACCACGAGGCGAGCAGCGCCGAGUCGGGGGACUCCGAGAUCGAGCUGGUGUCCGAGGACCCGCUGGCCGCCGAGGACGCGCUGUCCUCGGGCUACGUGACCUUCGGCCAUGUGAGCGGCCCGCCGCCCUCGCCGGCCUCGCCGUCCAUCCAGUACAGCAUCCUGCGGGAGGAGCGCGAGGCCGAGCUGGACAGCGAGCUCAUCAUCGAGUCGUGCGACGCUUCCUCGGCCUCGGAGGAGAGCCCCAAGCGGGAGCAGGACUCGCCCCCGAUGAAGCCGGGAAACCUGGACGCCAUCCUGGAGGAGGCGAGCGCCCGGGCGGAGGAGCGCCCGCCCAGCCGGCGGGGCCCGGCCGAGCCCGCCCCCUUCCUGAAGUCCUCCCCGGCUGUCCCCAGCAGCGGCCCCGAGCUGCCUUCUGCAGACCGAGUCGCGGCGCCCGAGGGGCCCACGUCGCAGCAGAAACCUGCGGAAGCAGCGAGUUACGACCAAAGUUCCCUGGCUGCGAAGGGCCCUGGGCAGCGAGGUCCCGGCGCGGCACCCCCUCUGCUAUUCCUAAAUAAGCAAAAAGCUAUCGACCUGCUGUACUGGCGGGACAUCAAGCAGACGGGGAUAGUGUUUGGGAGCUUCCUGCUGCUGCUCUUCUCCCUCACCCAGUUCAGCGUGGUGAGCGUCGUGGCCUACCUGGCCCUUGCCGCGCUCUCGGCCACCAUCAGUUUCCGCAUCUACAAGUCCGUUUUACAAGCUGUGCAGAAGACCGACGAGGGCCAUCCUUUCAAGGCCUACUUGGAGCUCGAGAUCACCCUUUCCCAGGAGCAGAUUCAGAAGUACACAGACUGCCUGCAGUUCUACGUGAACAACACGCUUAAAGAACUGAGGAGGCUCUUCCUCGUCCAGGACCUGGUGGAUUCCUUAAAAUUUGCAGUCCUGAUGUGGCUCCUGACUUAUGUUGGCGCUCUCUUCAAUGGCUUGACCCUGCUGCUCAUGGCUGUGGUUUCAAUGUUUACUCUACCUGUAGUGUAUGUUAAGCACCAGGCACAGAUUGACCAAUAUCUGGGACUUGUAAGGACUCACAUAAAUGCUGUUGUGGCAAAGAUUCAGGCUAAAAUCCCAGGUGCUAAAAGGCACGCCGAGUAAAUCGACAUCCCACCAGGGACUGGGCACAAACAGGAAUGUCUGGAGUGGUAACGGCUCUGUUCUUACAUGUUACUGCAAAUUGAUUGUUUUUCCCCCGGUACCAUAAUCUUAGACACAAAUUUUAAAACAGCUGUUUUUAGGCUGUUUCUGUACUCUUAGGAUAUUUGAGUUACUUGUGUCAAACACUAAAGUAUAGAUAAAAGUGUAUUAGGUGUGGUUUUUAUUUCGUGUUGCUAAAAAAAAAAAAAAGUGCAUGAUGGUGAGAGCUCAAGUUAUCUUUCCUUCAUCGGUGUUCUUCUCCUCCCUGCGAUGCUUCUGUAGCUUCUAACGUUCCCUGUGGCUGGGCCUUUCCUGCCGAGUGCACUGAUGCAAUAGUGGAAACUGCUUAUAUGUCCCCGGGUUGCUGGUGGGAUUAAUCUUUAAUAACCACGUAUAGAAUUGUAGACUGAUGUUUUAGUGUUUUUCAAACACACACAACAUGAAAAUAAAAAGUCGACUGUACUUAUGGUAACAAUCAGUUUUGUAUAACUUAAAUAAUUAAAUAAAUGAAUAAACCUGAAACAAAUAUGCAGUACUUUUGUCGUCUGGGAUUGAUGGGCUGGUUUACAUGUAUGGUAACCAAAAAGUACCAGCAUGUUAACUUUAUUACAAAUUUGUAUUUACUUUCUCUGUAGUUCCUAAUGGACUUAAUUAUGGACUCUGGAUAUUUGCACUUAUGUACUUGAUACUGAAUGCAUAAAUAAAUGUUACUAAAUG
Messenger RNA from Choloepus didactylus (southern two-toed sloth), 3266 nucleotides. RefSeq names its product reticulon 1 (gene RTN1). Gene Ontology annotation, cellular component: postsynaptic density; neuron projection. The transcript has 9 exons. The record is from RefSeq and is a predicted model, not a curated record. Gene Ontology annotation, biological process: brain development; neuron differentiation; endoplasmic reticulum tubular network formation. The coding region runs from base 174 to 2510 and encodes 778 amino acids. Lineage: Eukaryota; Metazoa; Chordata; Mammalia; Pilosa; Megalonychidae.